UCGUUCUUUUAGCGGAGCGACUUGGGAGAGACGUUGGUGCCGAUGACUGUGGUGUGAUUCAUCGACACGGCUGCCACAAACCUAUUCGGCAUUUCGCUGCUAUUCUGAAUGUUGCAACGCCUUUCAAGUAUUGCCAAGAAAGCUUUAAACGCUCAACUGUAUAGAAAUGUCUCUCGUCCAAGUACAACGUUCGCCUUCACCGUCAGUCGGCGACGAAAGUGAAGUUUUGGAGUUCGAUGAGUCAAGAUGCUCGUCGAGAAAUCGAAGCAUGUCCGAAUGCUAUUUUGCUGUGAGAGGCGCCGCGGUCAUCUUACCUCACAGCGAUAACUCACCGACAUGUUCUCAUGGGUCCGCAAAUGGAGCUGAAAUUGAAAGUCACCUUCAGUUGAUGUUGAGGCUUUUGAGACCUCAAGACAAAAUGAGCAUGGCAGUCCGACUACAAACUCAGGUUUCUGAUCAUGUAAGAUAUCUUGCCGUUGUUUCAACUCACGAUGUGGAUAAACUAACCCUUUUAAUUGGCAUGGAUUACUACAAAGAAAAUAUGACAAUAGGAGUUGUCUUGCCGUUACUAUGGUGUAGCCGAGUAGAGCUGGCGGGCGAUGGUGGUGUUGCAGUAUAUGGGUCCGGAUCGUGCAGUAAGGCCGACAAUGCCCUUCUUUUCCGACCAGUUUCGGUGCAGGCCAUGUGGUUCGUGUUCCAAUCAUUACAUAAGGAACUGGAUGGCACACGUCACGAAACGAGAAGAUUACGUGAACCAGCAAGCGCAACUGAAUAUUAUAUGGACAAAAUCUCCUCUCCAGAUUUCCUCUGUGCACAGUGGCAGCAGUCCCCGAUGGAAUUUGAUGAUGAAGAUGAGUUGAAAGCCGACACAGUUCGAGAUCACUUGUCUGAGGAGGGGAAAGCGAAGGAAGCAUUGUUGCGAAGAGAAUUACGGCAGAUCAUGCAAAGUGUAGAUUUGGACAGCGUCACAAGUCGUGAUAUUCGUGAAGCCUUGGCCCAACGUGUGGGCUGCGUGGACGGACACAAGGAUUUCAUUGACCGCGAAAUGUUGGUCAUACUGGGACAAAUGGAUAAACCAAGUCGUAUAUUCCCUUAUCUUCUUCUUGGUACCGAGUGGAAUGCAUCAAAUUGGGAGGAGCUAAAUCAAAAUAAUGUCGGUUAUAUCUUGAACAUGACUCGAGAAGUUGACAACUUUUUUCCAAUGCAUUUUAAAUACGUAAAGAUCUCAGUCCCUGAUGAUGCUAGCACCAAUUUGCUGAAUAACUGGAAUCUUACCUAUAGUUUUAUAAAGGAAGCGAAAGAAUCGGGUAAGGUAUGCUUGGUGCACUGCAAAAAGGGCAUUAGUAGAAGUUCUUCGACGGUUAUCGCAUACGCUAUGAAAGAAUACGGUUGGAGUUUAGAACAUGCACUCGCGUAUGUGAAGAACAGGAGAAACUGCAUCACUCCAAACAAAGGCUUUAUGGAGCAACUGCAGACGUUUGCGGGCCUUUUGGAAGCGUCACGGCAUCGACAUGCGCCUCAGUUCAAUGGACGAGGGACGACACCAGCUGUCCCCAACUCCCGCGCACACUCUGCGUCAUGCAUUCGGACCCCACGUAGAGUGGCUUCAGCUUCCGACUCCGUGCGAUUCAUCAUACGUGAAUUUGAGCUACGUCGUCGCGGCGCAGAGGACCCAGUGCGUCAUUCUUUCCCCCUCGAUGUGAUAAGCAAGCGGAGUUCUAUACAACAAAUCAGUUAGUGUUGUCUGAUAGUCAUUUGAUUUACUAUGGUACUUGUACAAAUGUAUACUAAUAUUGUUCAUACGGAAUUUUGUACCCAAAGGGAUUUUCAGCAAUCAGCAUUUCGCCAAACAUGAGAUAAGCACUUUAAUGUUCAUUGUUUGACCAAUCAUAAAGACCUAUUUUAAUAAU
Messenger RNA from Cylicocyclus nassatus, 1910 nucleotides. The record is from the annotation of a GenBank genome assembly. Lineage: Eukaryota; Metazoa; Nematoda; Chromadorea; Rhabditida; Strongylidae.